GUGUCAAUCGCCCAAGUCUGUGUAUAUGAAUGGUGACAUUAUUGUGAGUCCAAAUACAGUACAGGUAUUUGUCUGUAUAUAAUUUCUAUCAUCCAUUUGGUGCAGUUGACUGGCGGAAUUGUUCACAAAGAGGAAAUUAUAGUUGUUAUCAUAUAUCUUUGGAAUAAUAUACAUAUUAUACCCAAAUUACGUAUUAUAAGUGAUCAUUUCGUCUUAUAUCCUCAGUCUGUAACAGUACCUUGCUAGUCUCGAGUUACCUCAUGUUAGGUACAUCUAUAGCCCCCAUUUUAUUAUAGUUGAUAAUCACUUUGAUCUCACAAGGACGUGAUCCAAAUUAAAUAAUACAAUAUUUUAUCGGUUUAUCCAGCUUUUGUAACGAAUUAUGUUCUUAUAUUUUUCGUAGCAUAGAGAAAUCGUGAGGCCGAAAUACUAUACUGUUAUCAAUAUGUUUGAUUGAUUACGAGGUCAACUAAAUAACAAACGUAAUUUCGAGGCGGGUUUUACCCACCAACGCGUGUCUCACGGCUCUAAAUUUGGGCGAAUGGGCGAAUCCCAUCGGGUACACCCCGCAGCCCCUCCACCGAAUUGGCGACUACGUUCUUGUUAUGUUAUAGACUAUAGUCAAUAGUGAUUAGUCAGUCGCACUACGCCGCCAGCCGGACCGGAUUUUUUGAGUUUUUGUGCCGCUAGAGAUAUUGACUUCAUCAGGGAAUCAGCCACAGCAUUACAAAGAUACAAUGAAUAUGAAAACAGCACCGCUCGGCAAGUUCUGUGUAGUAGAAUGGAUCCAGGGCAGUAAUGCUGGUGAGCGCGAGACUGUGUCGCGGGACUUAGUUCAGUUACAGCCUGAGCUAGGACCUAGCGCCUGCAGAGUCUAUUCAUUUACGGACUCUAACCAGUAUUCUCCUGCAGUUUUGCACUUCCAUAAUGACGAUUCGCAGAUAACCCAGAUGUGGUUAUUACUGUCAAGUAACAUAUCGGAGAACAACGCCAAGGUCCCAAGCGACAAAGCCUCAAGAAAGCGCCAAAGACCGCGUUCGCCAGCGUCAGUUCAGCGAGAGGGCAGAGGCCAUACAGGUACAGACUUAGACCACGGCGGGCUAGGUCACUGGACGGACGAGCGUCGAUACAUCGUAGUACAAGCGGAUGAUUCUGUGCGUAGACAGUACGCGUGUGUGCCGAGAAGCUGGAUUAAAGGGACCAUCAGUCGAAGCCUGGCCUUCGGCGCCUCUUGUGAUGUGGCUUGGCCGGCCGAGAUAGAGAAGCUAGGCCCUUGGGCUCGCCUUGGCUACUCGCCCUCACCCAUGUGGGGUCUGCGACGCGUCAUCUGCGUGUACGCCACAGAUAACUUUGACGUUGGCCAGGAUUGGAUUCGGAAAAUGACAAAUGGUCAGCCGAUUUUCUCAGUUGACCAUCGUCCGGAAAAGGUGCCCCGCAUUUACAACUCUUCGCGCCGCUUUACCGGUCACCAGUUUACGAACACGCCACUUCCGUCAGUAAGAGCAGUCGGCAAUGAGACAAACGCUUACCCUCCAUUCUUGCCGGCGCCGUAUAAUACAGAAGAGUUUCGAAAGCUUAUAACAUCUUAUAAUUGUAUCCAGACGCCCUUACGACCCGCGAAUUCUGUACCAGAUCAUACGGUCACACCUACACCAGUUUUUUGCUCACUCGCUAAAAUUCCCUAUGUCCGACCUGUACCAUCUACCUCAUCACGUGCAAACUCCUCUUCUUCUACUAUACAAUCACCUAAAACUACAUCUUUUUCUACUUCAGCGAGAUAUAUGUUUUGUAAUGCACCGUCUACUCAUACAUCAGAGAUAAGAAGCCACCUACGACCUUCAGUACCUACCCCCCUGCCACCGUCUUAUCUCGCACCAACCACCUCUAUCCCGAUUGUUGCGUCAACUUUAGAGCCUUUCCCACUGCCACCAUCUAAUCUCGCACCAACCACCUCUAUCCCGAUUGUUGCGUCAACUUCAGAGCCUUUCCCACUGCCACCAUCUAAUCUCGCACCAACCACCUCUAUCCCGAUAGUUGCAUCGACUUCAGUGCCUGUCCCCCUGCCACCAUCUAAUUUCGCACCAGCCACCUCUAUCCCGAUACUGGCGUCAACUUCAGAGCCUAUCCCUUUAAAACCAUCUAAUCUCGCACCAGCCACCUCUAUCCCGAUAGUUGCGUCAACUUCAGUGCCUAUACCCCUGCCACCAUCUAAUCUCGCACCAGCCACCUCUAUCCCGAUACUGGCGUCAACUUCAGAGCCUAUCCCUUUAAAACCUUGUAAUCUCGCACCAGCCACCUCUAUCUCGAUAGUUGAGUCGACUUCAGUGCCUAUCCCUCUGCCACCAUCUAAUCUCGCACCGGCUACUUCUGGGUCAGUCCCUAGUAGCAAAUUACAAACCUUUACUUCAGCACUCUCUCUACUGCAUGUCUCCGCAGCCACCGCUACUCCUUUACUUCCUUCUAUUUCAGCAACCCCUAUCCUCUCGCUGAAUUCUGCUCCAGCAUCUACUACACUAGCUUCUAGUGCCUCAUCAAUCACCCCCUUAAUUCUUUCAUCUUCAGUGGUGACUACCUCGCAAGCUUCUUCUCCUGUAGGAACCGGCGUUUCCUCUUCCAUCGCUCACCCUAAAGCCAAAUCUCCGAAUACCACGACGCAGGCCGAACCUAACUCGUCACAAACUAUUACUAAACGGCACAUUCGUAGUGAAUUCAUUAAAUUAAUAAAUAAAAUUACUGUACUAGAUGGACAAUUGGAAAAAAUGGGUAACAGAACCGUGAAAGGAAUUCAUUCGAGUUCUUUGAAAUUUCAAGAAUCUAUGAAACCAUUGUACGACUUUUGUGUAUUAAAAAACAAUGAUGUCGCCGUAGAGGCAAAUUAGAUUUAGCUUAUUGUUUUACAUAGGUCCGAUAGUAAUUAUACAUAAUACAAUAAAAUAUGUGAAAUAAUGAAAUGUUAGUAGCUAUGAAAGGUAUAAGUAGAAAUUAAAGGGAAAUCCGCGUCGUGCGAUUUGGGAAAUCGCCAAGCAAUUAAAACAUAAGGUCAUGCUGCAUGCACACAUACCUAACUUUGCUUAACUUGGUUAGGGUAGGAUACAAUAAAUUAGAGGUAAGGCGGGACCUUAUAUUUUUUAAGGUCCUUAGAGUAAAUGUAAUGCGGUAAUGUUGGAGGGACUGCGCCUGCGUACGCCAAAUGACCACACUCGGCGUGGUAAGCGAUCGCAAUCGCCGGUUGUGCCGAGGGCGUUUUCGUACUUACUUCGAGAAGCACCAUUUACGCGUGUCUUGCGCAUCCUAAAUAUCAUCAUCUUGUGAGACAGAUGUUUUUAGUUGCACACUGGCUGAAUUCAUAAGAAUUGAAUUAUUUAUAAUUAGUUAUAAAAUAGAUUAGGUUUUAACUUUUAAUGUGCUGUGUUUAUAUUAUUAUGGUUUCAGAUUAGUUUUCUAUUGUAUUAGUAUUAACAUGCCGUAAAAAUGGGAAAUAAGAAAAAUAAAAUAAAUAUCAACUCGGAAAGGGAUCGUCACCGUAUCACCUCUAGGCGUUCAGUAUUGGCUGUAUCAAACUCCCCACUGCAGUCUGCAACGCACACCAAACGGAAUCGCCUCGCCUCCGGAGCCUAUGACGAUCCCUUUCAGAGUUGAUAAGUGUGCUUUGACCUUUGCAUCCCGCGUGAUCGAAAUGUACAGCCUCGGCUCGACCAAAGAUUAAAAAUAAACUCUCACAUUUC
This is a messenger RNA of Pieris rapae (cabbage white), 3725 nucleotides long. RefSeq lists its product as uncharacterized. The coding region runs from base 738 to 2879 and encodes 713 amino acids. The record is from RefSeq and is a predicted model, not a curated record. The transcript is spliced from 6 exons. NCBI's taxonomy places the organism in Eukaryota, Metazoa, Arthropoda, Insecta, Lepidoptera, Pieridae.